Molecule: messenger RNA, 939 nt
Organism: Eublepharis macularius
Lineage: Eukaryota; Metazoa; Chordata; Lepidosauria; Squamata; Eublepharidae
Product: olfactory receptor 10A7-like
Exons: 1
Coding region: 1-939 (312 amino acids)
Biological process (GO): G protein-coupled receptor signaling pathway
Cellular component (GO): membrane
Molecular function (GO): olfactory receptor activity; G protein-coupled receptor activity
Source: RefSeq, a predicted model, not a curated record
AUGGGAAAGGAAAAUAUAACUACUUUCACCGAAUUUAUUCUCCUGGGGUUUUCCCUCUCCCCAGCGCUGCAAGUUCUCCUCUUUGUGACAUUCCUAGUGGUCUACACUGUCACUGUGGUUGGAAACACGGCUAUUGUGACUCUGACCAGCUUGGACUCACACCUUCAAACCCCCAUGUACUUUUUCCUUUGCAACCUCGCCAUCCUAAAUAUCUGCUGCACUUCAGCUGUCGUUCCCAAAAUGCUCGCUAACUUCUUGUCGACGAGGAAGUCCAUCUCCUCGGGACUCUGUGGUGCUCAGAUGUACGUCACCCUGUUCUUAGGGGCAGCAGAGUGCAUUUUCCUAGCUGUGAUGGCUUUCGACCGAUAUAUCGCCAUAUGCUACCCCUUGCGCUACGCCAUCCUCAUGAGCAAACAAGUGUGUGUCAGUAUGGCUGCUGGGUCAUGGAUCACGACUUUCCUCGGCUCAGUGGUUCCACUUGUCUGGUUACAGCUCCCACUCUGUGACUCCAACGUUAUUGACCAUUACUUCUGCGAAGUACCAGCCAUGCUUGAGCUGGUGUGUGCUGACACCACCACCAGCGAGAGCGCAAUGUUUAUGGGUGGGAUCGCUACUGAGAUACUGCCUUUCAUCUUCAUUCUGCUCUCGUAUAUCCGCAUCAUCACCACCAUCUUGCACAUUGCCUCUGCCGAUGGCAGAAAGAAAGCUUUCUCCACCUGCUCAGCCCAUCUGACAGCAGUCACUAUUUUCUACACCACCGCUAUGCUCAUGUACAUGAGGUCCAAGGAGCAGCGCACACCACAGCAGGACAAGGUGAUUUCAGUUUUCUAUACCAUCAUAAACCCCAUGCUCAACCCAAUCAUAUACAGCUUGCGCAACAAUGAGGUAAAAGGGGCCUUUAUGAAAGUCCUAGGACGAAGCAAAAUGACCCAGCUCUAA